Molecule: messenger RNA, 2691 nt
Organism: Coffea arabica (coffee)
Lineage: Eukaryota; Viridiplantae; Streptophyta; Magnoliopsida; Gentianales; Rubiaceae
Biological process (GO): defense response to other organism
Source: RefSeq, a predicted model, not a curated record
UCGUUUCUUUCUUUCUAUAUUUUUUUUCUUUAUUCUACUGAAAAAACAGAAGAAAAGUUUCUUUAUUUUUUCUUUUUGGGUAAGUAGAAGAAAAGUCUCUUUACUCUCUUCUUUCUUUCUUUUCCUCCUCAUUUGUUGUUUCGUUGAAACUUGAAACCUCUUCUCUCUCAAAGUAGUAAUCUAAAUUGGAAAAGUAUAAUAUAUUCUGUACUACCCGUCUAGUCUGCCUAUCGCACAAUUGAGGAAGAAGAAGAAGAAGCCUUUUUAAAGGUUCCAGACUGCAGGCUCCCAGUUAAGAAUGCCAGCUCAAAGAAAACCCGAGGAAAUUGUCCCAAUACUACUGGCUCGUCUGGAAAAAGCUAAGCAAUUUGUAGUAGGGCGUAUCAGCGAGAACAGUGAGGCAGACCCUCUAGUUUUGAAAUUCAAAGAAAUCGAGAUUGAACUUGGCAGCAUGAAACGUUUGUUCCCCAGGAUAAAACAUUGGGAAGGGAAACUCAUGGAACAGUUCAGAACUUUGGAGCAAGACAUUGAUGAUGAUGUUUUCUUUAAACAGCAUGACGAGGCUAAUGAGAUUCUUAAUAGAUUGGAGCGCAUCAGUGAGAGUGUUGUGUCUGUAAAACAGCUAUUUUCUGCAGUGGAAAGGCAGCUGAUGGAUAGAACACGUACGAUGCCUUCUUCUGGGAUGCAAUUCCCUUCUGAGGAGGCUGUUAGGAAGGAUCAGACAAUGUCUGAAGAGUGGUCGAGACUUGGUGUGGAGGAAAAAAUUUAUGCCAGCGAAGCAAUAUCAAAUUUUCAGAAAAGUUUUGACUGUCGGGAGAGCUAUCAAUUGAAAGCAUGCUCCUUGUGCCUUUCAAUUUUCCCUGAGAAUAGCAUCAUAAAGAAGAGACCCCUUAUUUACUGGUGGAUAGGAGAGGGUAUGGUCACUAAAACCUCAGAAAAGACUGCAGAGGAGGUUGGAGAAGAUGUCUUUAAUGAAUUGAUAAAUGAAAGCUUCAUAAUCCCCAAAUUUGAGAACCUUUCUCCCAAUAUAAACACUUUUAUUGUGCACCCUUGGAUUCGAAGAAUGCUGAUCUCGGUUGCAAAAAGACUUAGCUUUUUUGAAUUUACUUUUGAAUUUACUCCCUCAGGGACGCCUAGCAAUGGUCAUCGUCGCGCAUUCUUAUUGGCGGGUGGUAGUGAUUCAUACAGCACAAUGACCGAGGAUACUAUUAUGGUUUUCAAUGUAAAUGAUCAAUAUCUUGGAUUUAAACCUGACUGGCUCUCGAAGUUGAAUAGGGUUGAGGUUCUUCAGUUGGGCCGGUGGCAAAACUCUGUCAAACAUCAUAUUGAAGUGGAAAAUAAAGAUUUGACAGUUGAGUCGAAGAAGAAAAAGAAGGUGGAAUAUUAAGUCUCUUUGAAUGGUUUGGGAAGUCAGACAUCCCUAAGAUAUCUAAGCCUCAGAGCCGUUUCUAGAUUGACUAACCUACCUCAUUCGGUGCUUAACCUAAUAAGCCUUGAGAUCCUUGAUUUACGCGAUGUCACAAUCUAGAGAAACUGCCUUCUGAUAUAUCAGCACUGAGGAACCUUACUCAUUUGGAUUUAUCAGAAUGUUACCUGCUCGAAAGCAUGCCAAAGGGUAUUGAAGAGCUCUCUGCUCUUCAAGUACUCAAGGGCUUUGUGAUAGGAAUCGUCAGAAGAAAUCCAUGCAGGGUAAGUGACCUUGCUCAGUUGAAAGGUUUAAGGAAAUUGAGCAUAAGAAUAGGGAAUGAAGCUUUAGCAGAAGGGGAGUUUUCAAACUUGAAGGACUUCAAGGCUCUUCAAAUUCUUGUGAUAUCUUGGGAAAUAGUUUUGUCGCAGUCGAGUACAGAAGCUGCUCUGAGGUCAUUCUCAGUCCCACCAAAUCUAAAGAAACUUGAUCUCAGAUGUAUCCCUCUAGUGACCUGGCCUGAAUGGUUAGAGCCUGGCAGAUUGAUAUCUUUGGAAAAACUUUACAUCAGGGGAGGUGAACUCAGCAGCAUAGAGCGCCAUGAUGAAAAAAGUUGGAAAGUUAAAAUUUUACGUUUGAAGUAUCUGAAGAACUUGAAAAUUGACGAGCCAGAAUUAUGAUUAAUGUUUCCUGAGAUGGAGUACUUGGAGAAAGUCAAAUGCAACAAGAUUGGUCGAGAUGAAUAUGAUCCAGAUAUCACAUGGAACAAAAAGCAGCAUGAGCAAUUGUAGCAACUACUUGAACAAAGUCCAACCUGCAUGGUCAAGGGAGUUGGAGAAAGAGAAAGUGCUGCUUGGAUAAUCCUUCUGCUUUAAAUUUGUAAGGUCUCAAACUGCUCCAGACUCUCCAUGCGCUAAGUGUUUGCAUGGUGUAAUUUGAGGCAAAGUUUGACGCGAUGCCCAUUUAAUGCUGUGAUUGAUCUUGUUCAUGGCUUGCUCCCAGUGGUGACUCAGAUCAGGGGAAAAAAGCUUUAUGUUUUAUGGAUCCAUUUUCCGGGCUUUUCAAUUUUCCUUUUGCAUUAGAAUUUCUCUACUGUUGCAGGCUCCUGGAAGUUAACCAUAUCUGGAAGUGAAUGCAAUUGCAGCUGCCUAAUCUGCCUUGUAGUUUGUAAUAGGCUAUUUAUGAAAAAGUAUGAGGCCUGAUUUAACUGUAUAUUUGCAUUAUUUACCUGAGACAAUGUGGAAUUUGACAUUCAUCAAUCAUCUUGAUCAGACUUGCAUCACAAA